UCAAGUCCCGUGAAACCAGAUGGUCGACAGACAGAGAGCUGGCUGGUGGCCGAGAUCACAUUCCAUGUGAUCUGUGUACUCCCUUCAUAAACACUUUUCAAUUCAAAUGUGAUGAACAUAAACUAUUAACUACUAACUACAGUAUGAUGGUAUUACAAAAUAGUGACUUAUUAAACUGCUUUAGUGCAGGUAUCUGCACAGACCUCUUGCUGAACUUUGUCCUCCUUCCGGGCAGGCAGGAAAACAACACUGUGAGUAUAAAAGGGGGAGCAGAGAGAGUUGAGGAUUGUUUUUCUUCCAGAAGCUACUGCUAAACCGAGCUGAGCUGACUGAGGAGGGACUUUUUACCAGACAGUAAGUUACUGCAAAAUGAUUUCCUACCUUUUUGUGCAUGUUGAUAAGACAGAGCAUAACUCUUUCUCUCUUUUUUUAUGUCUAUAACCUGUGAUACACGAUCACUUGAACAAAUUGAGACAAAGUGUUUUGCUAUUUCUUUAGCUUUGUUAUUUUGCUUGUGUUGUCUCCAUAUGGCAUAUACACUGUAUUUAAUCAUUUCCAGUGGAUUUGCAAUUGGUUUUUUCUAAAAUAUGAAUAUGCAGAGAGAGAGAGAAAGAGAGAACUUUCCGCACUUAACCAGCCUCCCCUAACCGUUGUUUUUCUACCGUUCAUCAGUACGCCUUUGGUUAUGCAAUAUAAUUUCUAAAUGAACAAAAACAACAACAAUAUCUAUCCCCAUAAAUAAAAGGCUAGAAAUGUAAAACAUCAGAAAAUAAGUUACAUUUCAUACCAAUUCCUAAUUUCUUUCAUGUCAGCAAAUAAAAUAUUUUUAAAAAAGUAUUCCUUUCUUUGUCUCUUUUAUCUUCAUGCCAUUGAUAGGACAAAUAACUGAUUUCCAGGCAGCAUUGCUUUUACUUAAUAAGUCUGAUAAGGGAAUGACUGAGGGAAAGAGACGUAAUUUAGGACGAUUGGGACACAACCCAAAAUUGAGUUGAUCUUUAAUUAUCUAGUGUCCAACUAUCUAUUACCACACUAUUGGGACACAGAUAGUAAAUUGUGACAUAGCAUUGAACUACUGUACAAACCCUGUCCUCAUUACCUGAGCUGACUCUUACCUAACUUGCUUUACCUCUCUCUCUCUCUCUCUCUCUCUCUCUCUCUCUCUCUCUCUCUCUCUCUCUCUCUCUCUCUCUCUCUCUCUCUCUCUCUCUCCUACUCUCAUGCAGAUCAAGCCUGCCGUGCAGCACCGCGAUGUGGGCGGGACUAAGCUUGCUCCUGGCUCUCUGCCUGCUCCCUGGGGGCGGAACAGAGAGCGAGGGGGAGGGGACCCGCUGUAAGCCACCACCUGGUUGGAGCAUUGGGGAGGUGGAGCCUAUGAAGGAGGUCAUGGGCCAGGUCACUGUGGUGGCCCUCCUUCAGGCCAGCUGAUUGUUCUGCUUGGUGCAGGCGUCCUUGUAAGUGGACCAGAUAGGGCUCGGUUCCAUUUCGGACCCCUAGCCACUUUCCUAGUGUUGUUUUUGUUAUGCCCGUUCUUUAUUUUGUUAUUUCAUGAUUUAUUUUUACCAUCUCUCCAUAUCCUCAUGUUUCACUUCCCUGUUGUGUUCCUCUGAGCAGAUUGGAUGGGCUGCGCUUGAAGCUGGAGGGUCAGGGUCUGGAGAAUGUGACCUAUAUGGUGGUGAACCACCAGGGGCAGCAGGCCCAGCGCCUACACACCAUGCUGAGGAAGAAACUGUCUGAGAACAUCACGCUAUACCAACAGGAGCCCAAACAGGAUGACGUGUGGCAGACCCUGGCUGGAGAGAAGGAUGACUUCCUCAUCUAUGACAGGUCAGCUCCAGACUGUGGUCUCUCUGUCUGUCUGCGGUCAGUCUACUCAGAAAUACAAACCGUGCUCACCAUGCUAUCUGUUCCCCUGACAAUUAUCCUCUCUCUCUCUCUCUCUCUCUCUCUCUCUCUCUCUCUCUCUCUCUCUCUCUCUCUCUCUCUCUGUCUCUCUGCCAGGUGUGGUCGUCUGACCUACCAUAUCUCCCUGCCCUACUCCAUCCUAGAUACUCCCUAUGUAGAGAACGCCAUCAAGGAGACCUACUGCACACGCAUCUGUGGGGACUGCACGUAUGAGGUACACACACACACACACACACACACACUGGGUGUGUCUGUGUUUGUAUGUGGGAAUUAGCUCUAUGAGUUAUGGAAAACAAACCAAGACCCCUCCUCUUUUCCCCCACACAGAGCAAUGAGAUCCCAGCAGAGUGCAACAGGACAGUAGAGGCGAAGCCUGAGGGAGAGGAGAAGCCAGUCACCGGAGGGGAGACAACUCAUGGUGGACACGGCCAUCAUCACCAUGGCCACGGUCAUGGUCACAAUGGCAACCGCCAUAGUCACGGUCACCAUGGUGAGAGGGGGAUGGGGCGCGAUCACAGGCGUGAUCAUGGGGCAGAGCAGCAGCAGCAGCAGCAGCACCAACAUGGCGCUGAGGGGCUCCAACACGGCCAGGCCCACGGCCAGUUGCACGUCGGUCAGGAGCAUAUGGGUCAGCAGGCGGUGCAACUGGGCCAGAUGCCCCAGGAAAGGCAGGGAGGGCAUAUUAUGCAGAAUCCCUGA
Messenger RNA from Coregonus sp. 'balchen', 2601 nucleotides. The record is from the annotation of a GenBank genome assembly. NCBI's taxonomy places the organism in Eukaryota, Metazoa, Chordata, Actinopteri, Salmoniformes, Salmonidae.